Molecule: messenger RNA, 8173 nt
Organism: Hippopotamus amphibius kiboko
Lineage: Eukaryota; Metazoa; Chordata; Mammalia; Artiodactyla; Hippopotamidae
Gene: ZKSCAN1
Product: zinc finger with KRAB and SCAN domains 1
Exons: 7
Coding region: 269-1960 (563 amino acids)
Biological process (GO): regulation of transcription by RNA polymerase II
Molecular function (GO): RNA polymerase II cis-regulatory region sequence-specific DNA binding; DNA-binding transcription factor activity, RNA polymerase II-specific
Source: RefSeq, a predicted model, not a curated record
CCUUGUGUCUGUGUCGAGGCGUCGGGAGGGCCUAGGUCCGUGCGCGGCGCCCUUCGGCCGGCCUGAGCCCCAGAGUCAGCUCCCCUUGCUCGCCCAGCGCCCCCAGGCCGCUCCCGGGGCUCACGCUUCAUGGACCAUUUCGAAGGCUUUUGAAAACGAGCUGUCCGGUGGAUGUGGAAUAGUACAGAAACAGAUAUCAGAAAACAUCUCCCAGGACAGAAAGGAGAGCAUAGACCCUGUUCGGAUCUAGUCAGGUCCCUGAGCCUGAAUGAUGACUGCUGAGUCGAGGGAAGCCACAGGUCUAUCCCCCCAGGCUGCGCAGGAGAAGGAUGGCAUCGUGAUAGUAAAGGUCGAAGAGGAAGAUGAGGAAGAGCACAUGUGGGGGCAGGACGCCAGCCUGCAGGAGUCUCCUCCUCCGGACCCAGAGAUCUUCCGCCAGCGGUUCAGGCACUUCUGUUACCAGAACACUUUUGGGCCUCGAGAGGCCCUGAGUCGACUGAAGGAACUUUGUCACCAGUGGCUACGACCAGAGAUAAACACCAAGGAACAGAUCCUGGAGCUGCUGGUGCUGGAGCAGUUCCUUUCCAUUCUGCCCAAAGAGCUCCAAGUCUGGCUGCAGGAAUACCGUCCUGAUAGUGGGGAGGAGGCUGUGACCCUUCUGGAAGAUCUGGAGCUGGAUUUAUCAGGACAGCAGGUCCCAGGUCAAGUUCAUGGACCUGAGAUGCUCGCAAGGGGGAUGGUGCCUCUGGAUCCAGUGCAGGAGUCCUCGAGCUUUGACCUUCAUCAUGAGGCCCCACAGUCCCAUUUCAAGCAUUCAUCUCGGAAACCCCGCCUCUUACAACCACGAGCUCUCCCUGCCACCCACGUUCCUGCCCCUCAUCACGAGGGGGGUCCCAGAGACCAGGCGAUGGCAUCUGCACUGUUCUCGGCAGAUUCCCAGGCAAUGGUGAAGAUCGAGGACAUGGCCGUGUCCCUCAUCCUGGAGGAAUGGGGAUGUCAGAACCUGGCUCGGAGGAAUCUCAGUAGGGACGCCAGGCAGGAGAAUUAUGGGAACGUGAUUUCCCAGGGUUGUGAAAACAGGAGUGAAAAUGAGGAGUCCACCUCAAAGGCUGAAGUUGCAGAAGACUCAGCAUCACAGGGGGAGACCACAGGAAAAUUCCAGAAAGAUUUUGGAGAAAAACGUGAACAGCAGGGCAGAGUCAUAGAAAGGCAGCAGAGAAACCCUGAGGAGAAAACUGGAAAAGAAAAGAGAGAUCUGGGGCCAGCUACAGUCAAGGAAAAAAAAACCGGCACAGGAGAGAGAGGUUCAAGGGAGAAGGGUAAAGGACUGGGAAGAAGCUUCAGUCUGAGCUCAAACUUCAACAACCCUGAAGAAGUUCCGACAGGAACGAAGUCCCACAGAUGUGAUGAAUGUGGUAAAUGCUUCACAAGGAGUUCAAGCCUUAUUCGCCAUAAAAUAAUCCACACUGGAGAAAAACCCUAUGAAUGUAGUGAGUGUGGGAAAGCCUUCAGUCUCAACUCAAACCUUGUCCUGCAUCAGCGAAUCCACACAGGAGAGAAGCCUCAUGAAUGUAACGAGUGUGGCAAAGCCUUCAGUCACAGUUCAAAUCUCAUUCUGCAUCAGCGAAUCCACUCUGGGGAGAAACCCUAUGAAUGUAACGAGUGUGGGAAGGCCUUCAGCCAGAGCUCAGACCUCACUAAGCAUCAGAGAAUCCACACAGGGGAAAAACCCUAUGAAUGUAGCGAGUGUGGGAAAGCUUUCAACCGAAACUCAUACCUUAUUUUGCAUCGGAGAAUUCACACCCGAGAAAAGCCCUAUAAGUGCACGAAGUGUGGCAAGGCCUUCACCCGGAGCUCGACCCUCACUCUGCACCACAGAAUUCACACCAGAGAGCGAGCCUCUGAGUACAGCCCCGCCUCCCUUGAUGCAUUUGGAGCGUUCCUGAAAAGCUGUGUGUAAAGUGAGAAUUUGUCAAUAAGCCGUUUCCCCCUUUCAUUUCUAAAAUUAUUUCAGAGAUGUGUGCCCAUGGAGGGAAAAAAAACAGCCUCAACAGGUUUAAAAAAAAAAUCGCACUUAGGGAUCCUUACAGUUACAUCAGCAGUGUUCUACCUUUGCCUAGUCUGUGGGCGUGUAAUUCUUCCACAGGCCCUGCAGGGAAACCUCGUCACAGGGAUGAUUCACACAGGAUAGAAGCGCGUGUGCGCACAUGUGUGCGCACACACACAACAUGUCAGGCUUUUCGGUAAUGAGGUUACCUUUAAGGCGCUCAUGCACUCUCCGCAACCACAGUGUAUAACUGAAAGACCAAGAUCGGCUCCGUGAAAAUGACACUGAGGUUCAAAACCUGCUUGCUGCAAACACACCCUACUUGGCCAACAUCUUGCUGAACCUUAUUUCUCAAAAAAGAAGGACAGUUUGAACAAAAACUACAUCAGGACAUGCUGCUCAAACUAGUUCUAUGUGCACAGUAAGCUAGAUAUGGUCACUGGUAGCCUACCAAAGCUGUAGAAAUCUAGGACUGCACUCAUCAGUAGCAAACCAAAGAUUUCUAUCUCUUCCCAAGAGAGAGGGUAUGUGCAUCAGUCUACAGUUCCAAAGGACAGCCACAGAUGUAGACGGUUCCAUCCUCAUGACUGAGAUAAAUCCUACUGAAAUGGCAACCGUGGUUCAAAACACCUCUCCCUUCGCGAAAUCCCUGAAUUCCCUAAGGCACUAUCGCACUCCCAGAUGCAUUUCUCCACAAGUUAGCACUUGAUCGUAUACUGUAUUUGAAUCCUUCGUCGUUCUGUGUGUGCAACUUUUCAUCACUCCCCAAAAGAGAUGCUUCUCUUGUCAGGGAUAUAUUUAUAUCCCCGACAGCCCUGAACGCAGUGCCGAACACGUAAGAAGCACUCAUUAAGCCUGACUUCUAGCAGGACUUUUACAUUCUUCACAAGGCCUGUGAGUCACAAGUACCUGAAAUACAGUAGCCUGGCUCGGGUUGUAUGGGAAACCUUUUAGAGCCUGAGGCAUGGCUAAAGCGCUAGGGUCUCAUGCUAUUUUUGUCCUAAAUAUAAAAGAAAGGUACCGGUUAGCAGCUGGCAUAGACUUAUCUAGACACAGAUCAGAGAGUAAAUACCAUGCAGUGUCAGAAACAACUUUGUUUCCUCAUCUUGAAGAAAAAUGUGAACACUAAGGCAAAGAUGGCAGAGAUUCUAACGAGUAUUUCUUUGGUCAGCUGUUGAGCAACGAUUAGGGCACUUUCUGAAUCAUUUGUAACUAAAGUUCAGAAGAUGUCAUUUCUGUUGCAUUUCAGAAAAAGGAAUAUUGGAGAGAGCAUUUUUUUCCCACACCUUCCAGAAACUUCGAAAAAACACGUGACAUCGAUAGCUGUCAGUUACUAAAUGUGUCUGUUGCUCUGAGAAACUCACCAACGUACUGAGAUGUGGUUGGUUGUAUUGUGGUCAUACCCACAGUAUCUUUUCUAUCUUUCAUCACUAAAGACUGAAGUGAGAUUAUGAAACUUUGAUCUUUCCCAUCAUCUGUGCAGGAAGAUGCAUUAGCUUCUAGAAGCUAAUGCCAGACCAUUUUCAGAUACACACACAAGAGACCCAAGAAGUGUGAGUCACAUAGAAAGUCAUCAGGGCCUUGGGCAGAGGUGACUGCUCGUGAGAGCAUGCAAAUGAUUGUGGACAGCCCUGCAGGAACCUAGAAACAGAUUAAGAGCACACCUGAAGACAAACCCUGUAACAGGGACUCCCCCCACCUAGAGUUUGAGGUUUUCUGUCAAGAACUAAAACUCAUUGGUCACUGGUUCGCUAACCAACAACCCAAGCCUGUGAGACAGUGUCAUGUUGUGGAGAGCCAUGGAGGUGGGGGCAGCUGUGACCUCAGCUCUGGGCCAAACAGCACUCAUUUUCCGGCCUCUCUCUAUAACUUGGACCAAUUCCAGCUUCCCUGUAGCUCCUAAGCAGCUGCAUCGGUGUUGCCUGGGGGAUCUUCAGGGAAGUCAGCUGGUGAUCAGAGUAUUCUGUCCAUCUGAUUUAAGAAAAACAGGAGAGAUACUCCAGAAGAGCAAACCUAAGUAACUUUUUUAUAGUAAAGGAAGGUAGAAGAAAUGCUUCUAGGAAUUUUCUUCAACGAGUAAGACAUAGUGGUGGUCACGUAGAAAACUGCUGCUGCUUUUGAGCAAAGACUUGCUGCCAGGAAGCAACCAAAAGCAGGUGCUCGACUCCAAACACUGAUCUAAGCACCGUCUGUUAUGAAGAGGGAAAGAACGUUGGUCAGGUCCACAUUGGUCUUUUUAGGCCACAACUACAUGUUGACAUAAUUCAGCCAUUUUUUUUAAACGGAAGUUAACUAUAACCUGUGCCCCCAUAUUUAAUUCCCAUUUUCCUGGGACAUCGUACUGACUGUGGGAUGGCCACGGGGGUUGCUCCAGAUCUUCAACAGACAGACUCCUUGAAGCAGCUCUUUGAAGAUAAGUUCUGAAGAAAACAGGCUACCGCUGUUGAUUAAAACCAUUUGCAUUGCAUUCAUUUAUCGGCUGCUCAGCACAGAGUAAUUGGGUCAUGGUCCAAAAGGCUUACAACAUCUAAGUAAGUGCUCAGGAUAGUCAUUUCAUGGUUCUCUACUGGCUGACGUCUGUUAACAGUUUAAGUACUCUUAACUGUUAGCAUGCUCGUUGACACAGUGGAAGUUUUUGAGAGGUUUUUAAAAAAAUAUACCUUAACCUUGCCAGGAAGAGAAGUAAAAUUCUUCAGUUUGUGGGGCAUUUGUUUCUACUUCAUCCUGGCAGGCAAGGCUAAAGCCUAAGACUACAGAUGUGUGAGGCAUCUUGAGAUGUAAGGCACUUAGUAUUUUAUUAAAGGCAUAAAAGUGAAACUGUGCUAAAUACUCAGAGGUUGACAGGUUUGAUCCGUAAGACAACUCACAUCUUACCUGGCAUCAGAGAAUUAUUUCAGGAAGGAACCUCUUGAAUGUGAUAGAUGUGGCAAAGCCUUUAAUCACAUCUCAGCCCUUAGCGUCAGAAUGCUCACAUUGUAAAUAAGCAUUAUUAAUAUUAUAUGUGAGGAAAACUUUCAUGUAUAGCACUCAUUGCUUUGGACAGAAAAUGAAUUCCAUCAUUGUGUUCCAAUCAUGUAAUGAAUUUCAGAAACACUGCAGAGGAAGCGCAGUCUUAACUCCAGAGGAUCCACAGAAGGAAAAAAAAAGUGUGGGGAAAAGCUAAAGAAGUAGCAAAAUGUACAACUUCUGACAAAAAUUGUUAAUGUUUGGUACUUCUAUAUAUUUUGUAUGAUGAUAAUGUGAGUGUCUGUGUUUUGUACCUCCAGCCCCUGUUAUUCUGUAUAUUCCCUGUAAACAGAUCAUGUAUUUUUAUUUUAAUCUAUUUGACAGAACACAUCACUCCAAAAGAGCAAAGUUUUGGAGUGAGUCGUGAAGUUGAUGUGGUCAUAGACGAAAAGUCAGUUCACAGAACUGCGGAAGGGGAAAAUGAGAAGAAAAAAAAAACCUGCAUAGUUUGGUGCUUAUCAAGCCAAGAGCUUAGGAGAUGAGUAGAUUCGUUGGGAGAGACAGGUGAUAGGGCACUAAAAUGGAACUGUUCUGUAAACAUCUGCAACUUCCCAGGAGUGUUCUCUUCAAAGCCAGGAAGUUGACCACUUAGCUGCCAGAUCACCGUUUCAAGCAAGGAGAAUGGGUUCUCUGAGCUUGUCAGGGAGGAAGAAGGUCUGCUCCAUGAAUCAAGAGGAGGAAGUGUACUAGCCGGACCAGUGGGACCACUUACCUUGACCUGAUGCUGUAAAUCGUAGUCCUGCUUCCCCCACUGAGUGUUAAAUCUGUGCUUACAAAACUUGGGCUAGGAAUACAGCAAGAUGGGCUCGUGCCUGGAGAACAAAUACAGAGGCAUCCAGCUCCUGGCAUUGCAGGAAGGCUUGAGAAGCAUUUUGCAGUAUUCCCUUUGGCUGUCUCCUGUGUACCUUCCCUGCUCCCACUCACUUCCCCUGGCCUGUGAUUAUUAGGAGAGAGGGCUUGUGAAGAUUCAUAGCUGGGAAAGAACUUUUUUCUGAUUUUUAUCCUAGAGUUGAUCACCUUUUAUUGCAGGGUGUAGUCAUCCUGACAUACUCAUCAAAAACUGGCUAGCCAGGUUCAUCGUACCAUCCUCACGGAACAGUCAUCGUGUGAAUUGGGGUAACAGUAUUAAAACGUAGUCAAACCAUGACAGCAACACUUGCCAGAGGAGCCAUGUGUUUGUGGGUCCCUCUCUGUGCAACUUCUCGGAAAUAGUGAUGAGGGGGCUAUGGUUCCCCAGUUGGGAAACCAAAUGAAGGUCUGCAGCUUGCAAAGUGAAACAUAGAAUCAGAGAAAAGGAAAUUAAGUGGUAUAAAUAGAUCUUUUCGUAGAAGUUAGAGUAGAUUUUUAUUUCAACUACUACUGGAGAAUAUAAUAAAAAGCAUUAUUUGAAAAGUUUCCCUAACAUUUAGGUUUCAUUUUUAGAAUGGACACACUACUGUACAUUGAAAAGUAGUUAUUUUACUAUUCAAAUGAAUUUUUUAUUAUAUCUAAAAAUGAAAUUAUCUGUUUUACUUUUCAGAGCUUUGUAAAACAAACUUGAAGUUAUAGGGAGGUAAGCCAUCUCCAAUUCUGCAGGUCAAACAAAAGUUUGGGAAAUAUUUUGGACAUCUCAAUACAGAAUGUCUUAACAUGAGAAUUUAAUUUCAUAUUGUCUGUUUGUUUAAUAGUGGAUACCACAACCUCAUAUUUUUCUCAUCGUAAAACAGUGGAAGGUAAAGAGUGGGCAUUAGGUUGACUUCUGAACAAUGGUCUGCUGUUAUUUUAACAGGUUUUUUUUUCCUUUUAAUCGUUGAGAUUCUCACCUCCAUUUACUAAAGAAUCAUGAUUCACCUCAAAUUACACAGUAAUCAGCAAAGUUAAUUGGUCUUGAAAUUUUCUCCCUUCAGCAAGCACUCAUUAAGCAGGCUGAGUGUGUUAAGAUACAAAGAGUAAGUUCUGUGAGGGAUUGAAAGGGUUACUUGAAACUGGGGUUUCAUUCCAGUUUCAGAUGCGGUUUCAAGUUCCUUUUUUCCAAGGAAGGGACUGGGCAGCUGCAAUCGCCCCGAGUCGCUAGCAUUUAGUCUCCUGACAAGGUCAGGGAUACUAGGAAGGCGCGUGGGGAGGAGGGUUGUAGGGCCAGACUCCCAACUGCGGGAGAGCAGUGAGGAAGCCCGGCGGCGGAGGGGGAGAUAGAGACUGCUGCGCGUGUGUUGGGGGCCAGUGCUCACCUGCCUCGCCCCGCCACCCCCACUUCAGCCACUUAACCGAUUAAGUAAGGUCUGCGGCCGCUGCGAGCGAGCGAGGACAAAGCAUAUUAGAUUUACAGAUGCUUCUGGUUGCAGGGGUCCUUAGGUGAAAACAAAUAUGUGGGGGGCGGGGGGAAGCGGAUUGUGAUGACGCAGGAAAAUCUUGUUCUAAAAGUACAUGAGUUUAGGGGCAAGGGGUGGGAUAUGCAAGCAAAAUCAACGAUUAUUUUAAAAUGAACAUAUGUAUUUUUAUUAACUUUUAGUUAAAUAGAGAUUAUUACACCCAGGUCAACACAGCCUAAAUCUAUGUAGAGAGCUAACUCAGGCAUUGUCUUGUUUAUCUGUAGACUGGGUAAAAACAAACCUUUCCUGUCCUGUCAGUUCCUAGUUUCUUAGUUUAGAAUAAAUUAGAGCAAAAGAAGAAGCUCACUUGUCUUUGUAUACUGCAGAAUUAAGUUACUGCUGUUAAAACCUGGCCUUUUCAUUUCACUGGUCUUUGAAGAGUCCAGAUGCUUGGUAGAUAUUCAGUAAAUGAAUUUUUAAUUGAAUUUGUUCAUUUAAAAUCAUUAACAUUUCUCAAAAGGCUUCUUUCAGUAAAUCUUAGCGGAAAGGUGGUUUGUUUUUUUUUUAAAGCUAGGAAACUCCUCCAUUGAAAAUAGUCUUUUGAAACCUUGAUCGAGGACUAAAGUUUCAAUCGUGAGAAAUGGCAGCAAAAUAAAAUUGAUAACGCGUUUAUAGUCCAUGGUCCAUUUUAGGAGGCGGGUGGUGUCUGACAAAUUUUAGAGUAGUGAGCUUGGGGAAGGAAAUUGUGGGGAUUUGUAAUAAGUAUUCUCUUUAUGUUGUUUCUCUUCUGGAUCAUGGUAAAACAAUAAAUUAUCAUCUCUAAGUGGCAAUA